UCCAGUGUUGCCCCGCGCCUCGGCUGUGGAGCCACGCUCUCGCAAGCCCCGAGCGCGGAGAGAUACCAGCGCCAUCUACCCGCCGCAAGCAGGAAGCUCCACUGCGCUUCACCCUUAAGUGGAGUGUAUCUGUGACGAAUUCGCGCACUAUUAUCCUGGCUCGCUGUGAGAGUUCUGCAGUGCUGCGAAUCCAUAAGUUGAUCUUUGCCUUGAAAACCAAUCAGUCACCAAACUCUGAAGGGUCCAGUCAACACCAUACGAUCCAGUGCUGGGUGAGUUACAUUUCCAAGUAAUUUAUGUCAUAUAGACCUGAGUCAAUUAGCUGGUUUUACUCUAGAUAGAAACGGUUAACGGGUAUUUAUUUCAAACCACUCUACGAAAUAUAUAUAUCUAUGUACUCGGUAGGUGGAACACAGAUAAUGUUCAAGCGUCAUGCCAAAUUGUGUUGACUGUUAGUGGAUACGAUGCUGCGAUUACAGAUUUGACGUACAGUCAAAGCACGGCGGACUUACCAUUCGAAGAGAGGGCCGAUAUGUUAAAUGUGUACGGACUGGCGAAAAGAAAAUUCAGCAGGAGCUGUGCGCAUUAUCCAAGGGCGGUUUCACAAAAGACAUGUACCGAAUAAGAAUACCUUCGCACGGCUUAAACAGUGACGACUGAAACUGGGAAUUCCAUACGCCAAACUGCAGGAAGCUAACUACAAGACAUUAGUACACAUGGAGCGUUGAAACGCGCGCUAGAGCACGCGUUGAAGCGAACACGCGCUUGCAGCGGGCGGCCUCACGUUCACCCCAGCAGUUUCACAAUGUCGAAGAGAUCGCAUAUCACUGGUAUCUAUGUAAUAAUUAAUAAGUUAACAGACAAAGACAAAGACAAACGUUGCAAAUGUUUUGAAAUAGGAAACUUCUCUGUUCGUUGGUGUUGUCGUUGUGUUGUCCAGGUUUUGUUGUCUGCCUGAAUUUACUGUUAUUGUUGAAGCUGUCUCGUUGUAUUUGUCUGUGCUGUUAUUAUUUUUUUAAAUUACCAAAUUCCUUCCACAUAUUUCUUGCGUCGUCUGAUAUUUAAGUUUAAAUGUGUUCGUCUGUGCUGCCACCGUUGUGUUGUCCAAAAUACCUGUUUUUGUUCAUCAUUGGAUUUAUCUGUUUGACGUCAGCUGGUAUAGGCUUGUUGUCUGUGGGUUUAUGUUUUCAUUUUAAUUUCUUAAUUUUGUUCUUUAAUUUUUUCCAUAACAAACAGUGCAAAACUACCAUGGCGUUAUGUCCAAGGAAUUGUAUUUAAUCGAUAAUAUUAGGUCCAUCAUGUUUUAAAAGAUAAAUUUUCAUUCGGGAUGAUUUCGGGACGGGUAUACUGAUGAACACAUACAAUAUGUGUAGUUAUCAUAGGGCAUCCGAGCUCUGGCUUCGAGCUGAAGAGCAAGUAGCCGACCGACAUCUUAGAUUUUAACGUCACGGCGGUAAUAAUCGACUCGAAAUUCCUCAAAAAUGACGCAAAAAUAUCUCAAAAUGAUUAUAAAUUCCUAGAAAUUCCCUAUUUUGAGGAAAAAAUUCCCGUUUUAAGGGAAAAUUCACCGUAUAGUUCCAAAAAAAUUUUAAAAUUCAGAAUUCGAAAAACAUCAAAAGAAUUUUGCCUUAGAAAGAACCAAAAUUCCUACAAAUUACUUAAAACUCCUAAGAGGAAGCCACUCUUAAGCCGCCAAGGUCACAACCUUGACCUAGACCAUAAAAUUUAAAUUCUUUAAUUUUUGAAUAAAAAAAUUAUAAAAAAUUAGCUACUACAAAUGUUUAGUUAGUUGAUUUAUUUUGUUCCUCGGUUUGAUUCCCGUCAAUUGUAAAAAUGCAAUUAAGUAAUUAAAAUAUAAAAAAAUUCUUAGUAAAAAUUAAAAAUAUAAAUAAAAAUUUCUUACUUCACACCAAACAUCUGAAAUUAUGACGUAACCGCUGUAAUUAUCGUUACGGUCACCAUCUUGAAAAUUUGUAUUUUUUAUGAUAAAAAAUAGUGAAAUACUUAAAAAUAUUUAAAAAAUAUAUUUAUAAAAUUUAAAUACAACAUUACGUUAUCUUGAAUUUAAAAUCACCGUUGAAAAUUUCGUUAUGGUCGCCAUAUUCGAUUCUAAAAACGAUUCACUUUUCGUUACGCCCGUCAUCUUGAAUGUUUGUGAUGUCAUCGUUAAACCUUUAGUUGCGACCGCCAUCUUGGAUUAUGAUGUCUCGACCGCUUUACUAAAAAUUCACAAUUAUUAUGUGUUUUAAUGAGAAAUAUUAAAAAUUUUAUUUAUUAAAUUUUAACAAAUUAUUAUUUAAACAACGCACUUACAGCAUGGCUUGUACUAGAACUAUAUCCUUGCUCAACAAAGGAGAUGUUCACAAGCUGGCAGAAACUGUUUUUGUAAUUUUUAUAUUCAAAUAUUGUUUUUAUUAUUAUUAUUUUUUUUUUUUCCUAAGAUAUUCUGAUAUUAGGAAAUACGUGCGUUGGUUUUCUCCGUGUGCUCCUGAAUAAUUGAACCAAUAUUUUGUUGGUAUUCUUGUGUGUUCCUUACUAUUCCUGUCGACACUUCUGUUGAUAUUCUGCGAGUGCUUAUGUUUAUUUCUGAUAAAUCAAUAUCUGCAAAAAAUAAUUUUUUACUUGAUGAGUCAAGCAAUUUGAUUUUGAGUUACCUUUAAAUUGUGAAUUUCUGCUAUCAAAUUAUCACUAAACAUAUUUUUUAUCAGGUGGAUUUCAAACAAGAAAAAUCCAUUACUCUGUCAAAUAAUAUGCCCUGAGACAGAUAGGAAGCACUAACAUGCAAGACGAACUUUUUUUCUCCUUGAUGUCUAGCGAAGCCUUCAUUCUUUUGUGAUCGUUAUUGAGCAUCCCGCAUCUCACAUAAUAUAAAUAUUAUUUACCUACAUGCAACACGUGCCAUCAUCUGUUGGCAAGAAUCAGGAAAAGCUAAAACAAGUUCUUUUGCAUGAGAUAAAUUAACUCUCGCAGCUGUGUGGAGAAAAAACAGUGAGAGCCAAGUAGUCUCGUAGCCUCGUAGACUUGUAGCCUAGUAGUUUUGUAGCCUCGUAGCCAGUUGAAGCUUUGUAGUUUCGUAUUCUCGUAGCUUCGUAGCCUCCUAGUCUCGUAGCCAAAUAACAGCUUAGCUUAAGACAGCUGGAGCCCAAGACAGCUGGAGCCAAAUACUUUUGGAGUCAAAGACUUUUUGGGGCCAAAGACUCUGGAGCCAAAGACUGUUGGAACCCAACACUGUUGGAGCCAAUGACUGUUGGAGCCAAUGACUAUUGGUGCCAAUGACUGUUGGAACCAAAUACAGUUGGAGCCAAUGACCAUUGGAACCAAUGACCGAUGGAUUCAAUGAACGUUGGAGCCAAAGACCUUUGGAGCAAAUGACUGUUGAAGGCAAUGACUGUUGGAGCCAAUGACCGUUAAAGCCAAUGACUGUUGUAGCCAAUUACUGUUUGAGCCAAUGACUUUUGGAGCCAAUAACAUUUUGAGCCAAAUGACUUCUGAAGCAAAUGUCCAUUGGAAGCAUUAUAUCCUAUGGUAAAAUUGGCGAUCGCAUGCUACUAAGUUGAAUGUUCGUUAAAUAUACGUAAUAAAGGCUUAUUAUCGUAUCUUACUGAUGAGAACGUAUCACACAAAGUUGAAUUUUUCUUCCAAAUGUGCUUUCUUUAAGUCAAAUGUAUAUUCUGUGUGUGUGUUUAUGUAUGUUAUGUGUUCAUUGAGUGUAUUGUGUGUGUUUAUUGCUUGUCACCUGCAUGUCCUGUGUGUGUGUACUGUGUGUCCAUUGCAUGUCAAUUGCAUGUCCAGUGUGUGUAAUUGGGUGUACAUUAUGUGUCCGGUGUGUGUAAUAGUGUGUGCAUUGCGUGUGAUCCGUAUAAUUGUCCGUACACUUCGUGUCAUGUGUGUGUGAUUGUGUGUUAACUUCAUGUCUUCUGUGUGUAUUGUACGUCCAUUGCGAAUACACAGCGUGUGUAUUACGUGCCCAUUUCUUUUGAAGAAUUUCCUUCUAAUAGUACUACUUUUUUUGUGUGCAUCUUUUAGAAUGUUGGUUUGACUCGUGUAUUAUAUUAAAUUGUUCUUGUAUCGACUACCAUAAAAUUUAACUGUUGGCGGGUACAUAAGCGAGUCCCCAGACGGCGGGUCUUUUAGUUUGUUACUUGCUGCGGCGGUGUCAAGAUCACCUAUUUGGUUUCAUCUGGAACAUAAGUCGCGUAAUCAAUGGUUCUUGUAAACUCGAUGGCAUCUUUACUGUCCUUAACAUCGAACUCGAAGGAAGAAUUACCAUCAUCUACGGGAACCCUGACGUCAUCGUUGAUGAUUGUGGCACAGAUAACGGUGGCAACGUCAACGACAACACUAGAAUAGACUUCAACAGUCCUGCUACUACCAGCAGAAGAGAGCUUAAUGACUACAUUGCUGGCUGCAGAGGAAACCAUGGAGAACGUAUUUUCGCCCUCGAUGGAGACUUCAGUUCAUGGUGAUUCCACAACUACUAUCAAGCAUCAAUGUCGUUACCCUAACAAGGUAUUCUCAAACAACUGUAAUGCUCGACCACAAAAGAGAAGAUUGAAGAGAGAUUGUCUAAGAAUCCUCCAAGCAAAAAGUUUGGCUGUAUGAAAUGUCAUAAGCCGUUUACCAGAAAAGAUCAUAUAAAAUGCACUUGAAGACAUGGAGAGGUCGUGCUGCACUGCAAAAAGUAAAGGUUUUGCUGCAACAACGAUGCAUCGAUGUGCAUAAGAGUACACUGGGCAUUGGUACAACUGCAGAAAUAUCAGUAUCUGGUUUGGCCAUGAAAGGUUAGUCUUCAUCAACUAGACAUCCUUGCAGCUACCGUGAUAUGUCGUUAGUAUUUUCCAAUGAUUUACGAAGAUAUGAGAGAAGCAAAUGUGUAAAGAAUCCUUCUCGUACGAUGUUUCGCUGUGACGAGUGCCACAUUUGAUUUACACGUACCGACAGUUUGCUACGGCAUGCGAAAAAAAAAAUGAAAAGGUGAAGUCCGUGUGCCUACUUAGGAAAUACCUGCAGACAUUUGGACUCCUCGUUUUAGAAUGGAGACUCGUUUGCGUACAAGCACUGUGCCGGAAUUGAGGUAUUUCGGCACAUUUUUUUAAAAAUUGUUAUUAUAAUUUUAAAUUAUUUUUGGAAAUUUUAUUUCCUAUAUAAUUUAGUUACAAAAGGGUGAUCUACACUUUGUUAGGCUGGUGUACUCUACUUAGUUAAAAUUUGUGCCAGUGGACCGAAUCACCUUUUCUCAGGAACCAAUCUGAUAUUUUGCUAGUCUAAUUUAGACGUUAGCAGCCCAUAUGAAAUUUCUCCCGCUUACAGUCACGUUCCCGGCCUGUAACAUUAUUUCUCUGCAUGACUAAAAUAACAUAGAUCAGCUUCGGCCUGUGAGCUCUAUUUCUCAGAGACCCGCUGAGACUAGCGAGUCUCGGCACGAACGAGGAUCCCGUGGACCCCCGUUCCCAGCACAGUUGCGUUUUUGUAACCCAUCUCCCCCACAGCUACCCACCUAGAUUCUCAGAAUUUAGCCCAGGAUCAUUGACCUGACGUGAACCUGCCGGGCGGUGUCCGAUUUCAAGGACAUUUUGCCAUAGGAAAAAUAUGUGCAAGGAUGGACCACCCACGACAUCUAGCGGCAGAAAGAGUAACUUCUUCUCUUGGCGCCAGCGAGUGGAGCUAAUGCCCGCAACACCUGUUGGCGAUCUUGCUAACCUACCCCUUCUUUCCCCUUUAGGCCGCCAGAUGCAGCACCGGCUGCGCCAUAAGGCCCCAUGCUUCCUCCUCGCGGCCUGUAAAAUUCGAUUGUAUGUUAAUUUCUGUGCCUGCCGGUAGAGACCGCAGCAGUCGCCCUUCGGCGCAAACAACUGAAGUCAUGGCUACGACCACCUCGGUCACCUCCGGAAGUUUUCGGCCCAGAGCUGAACCUUCCCCCUCUGUUUCCCUAGGGCCGACCGCCCGUUUUAAUUAGGAGUUUUGUCCGCUAUCGCCGGCACUCUGACUUCGGCUACUUACUGCGUCAUAUCGGCGUCACCUCUGUUAAGAGGCUUUCGCGGCAACGAUGAACUCGUUCGAAUAAGGAAUGUAGUCAGCUGUGUUAAGGGAUGUGAUCCCAGCUUCAAAAUUCAGUAGUAGCCAGUCAGUAGUGGUAAUUAGAAAACAAGUUAUGUUUUAGUUUAAAGUUUAUUAAUUUUUUUUAUCUUACUAAAUGAUGAUUUCUGCCGCGUCAUGCACGCAAUUCUCAGUCCACGCCUUUCGGAUGUCAGCGCGAGACAUUUCCUGAGCCCAGGAGCUACACCCUGUUUGGUGAGUUUUAGGUCUCCUUUUCCUCCCCGAAUUCCCGUUUGUUGGCCUUUUCACGCCGACUGUAUUUGACUGUCUGGAAGCAGGUCUGAUUCGUCGGAAUUACGCUUGUGUUUCAAACAGGGUCCAACAUUUGGGCGCCGAAAUUUCACCCAUCAUGUUGUCCAGGACCUCCAACUUCAUUUCUCUCUAAGAGGAGUUUCCUCCCGGCCAGAUGUCUAACUUGAAGCCCCGGGGGAUAUCUAAAAUAUAACUUCUCCCUACAAGCAACGAAAGAACUUACCUUAAUAAAUACCAGUGAGCAGUGCCAUAGAGAACUUAUCAAAUCAGAAUAUGUGAAAUUGUUACAGUAAUGAGUGGACGAAUCUAACCUGCUAUAAAAUGUCUUUUUUUUGUUGUUUACAGUAUAGUAUAACGUGUUUUAAGAAUGUCGGGCUGGCCCCCUUUUAAUAACUUUAAUAUAUUGUGAAUACCAUUUUAUUGUGAAACUUAAACAAAAAGAUUUAAUUUACCUUUUUAAAUAAAACAGGAAACCUGUAGACCAAUCUACUUACAUAGUGUUUAUUUAUUUAUCAUUUAACUUUAUCUAUUUAAACGAUCCACUAGAUCCCAAGUCGCUGGUGUGCAGGGAGUAUAAAAUUGUCUUGUUCACCACCUCGUGCCACCUCUGGUAAUACUUGUAUUUUUCUUUAUAAUUUUGCUCAGCUGUUUCCUAGGCCUUUUGUUAUUAAAAUAAUAUAAUUUUAGGGCACGAGGGGCGUAUCAGCACAAAAAAAAUUGUUCUGCAACCGAAUGUAAUGAGGCCGGGACAUGAAUCUAAAUCGCUUACUGUGCUCGGUGCAUUACAGGUAAAAAGUGUACAAAAACCAACAUAAAAGGAAGAAGUGAAACAAGAUGGUCGCUUAAACAUCUAGCUGUUACAAAUAUAUUAAAUAAUUUACCGCAGGUUGUUAAAGCUCUGGAAGAAAUUGAAGAAUCCUCUCUUGCCGCAGAACCUAAGUAUAAAGCUGGUCAUCUAAUACAUGCGGUGAUGGAUUUUAAAUUUAUCAUCAUUUUAACAAUUAGGCCUCGUAUUCUUCGAGAGAUUAAUAAAGUUAACGUCUAAAUACAGAAAAAGGACAUCAUUUUGAGUUCUGUGGAGCUAAUGCAAGGUAUUGUUAACAUCAUGCAAAAAAUGAGAGAAAAACCAAUAGAAAAUUCGAUCAAAGAAGCUGCACCUGUAUCAGAAAUGUUGUAACUCGAGCUAGUCGUCAAAAGCAAACGACAUUCCAAAAAGAAAAGACAACACGACGAAAUCUGCGAGGACGAAUAAAGAACACUAGACCCCACUGAGUUAUUUUCCAAAGAUAUAAAAGUAGUGUUUGACAACAUUUUAACAUAAAUUAAAACAAGGGUGGAUUGCGCAAAGAGUCUACAUGAAAACGUCGCCUUCCUCAGUGGCCACGCGUUUUUAAAUGUUUGGACUGAGGAUCUGCAGAAAAAUAAAGCCGAUCUAGCACGAAUAUAUUCUAAAGACUUAAAUGCAGCUGAUUUUUGCCAGAAAAUCGCCGUAUUCGAAAAGCAAGUAACUGAAAUUAAUGAAAAAUCAAGUUCUUUUGAUCUGUUACAACAUCUGACUUGCAAGAAGUCUUUCCAAAUGUUAGUAUAGCUUUAAGGAUCUACUGCACAUGACCAACGACAUCUGCAGGUUGUGAGCGAAGCUUCAGCGAACUGAAAAUAAUUAAAAGCUAUCUGCGUACAGCAAUGAGUUAGGAACGUCUAUCUUGUCUCGCGAUCCUAGCCAUUGAAAAUAAAACUUCCUGUGAGAUAAACUUUGAUGAUCUAAUAGAUUCUUUAGCAGGAAGGAAAACACGCCGUGUAAAGCUAUAGCAAGAUUAGAGAGAAACUAAUUAUGGGAUCUAAAGAUUGAAAAAUGUGUACUGUAUUGAUUGCCUGUUGUCUUUAAUGGUUAUAUGUUUCUAAAGUUUUAUUUUACGUCACACAAAAGAGAACGUUAUUAGCUAAUAAGUAAUAAAGAGUGCAAAUUAUUGAAGAGUUCCUAUUCUUACGGUCACAAAAAAUCCCACCCAGUAUAUAUUUGUGAGUUUUUUGAAAUUAUUUCUCUAAAACGCGUUUGAAAAAAGUGGUAUAUCCGGGUCUGAGGCAUAGCGUCCGUCAUAUUUUGACGAGGCCGAUAGUACCAGCAAUAAAUUAUAACUAUAAUUAUUCUACUUUGCUCAACAUCUUUGAGAACUUCACGGUAUUUUGUUUUAGUUAAAUUUAUGAUACGCGCUAUAAAUUUGCUAUACAAUAGAACAUUUGAUUUGAAUUUGGGUCCUAAAUAUUUUUCAUUUCAGCUAUUUAGGUGCCCUAAAUUAUAAGUAAAAUUGGCCUUAAAUAAGGCCAAUUUUAUUAUUUUAACUAAGAAAUAAUAGAUUAUUGUUUGCGUUGAGUGUUAUAUAUUAUUUGUAUUUUUUCAAGGCUAAUGUUGUGCUUUGUGAUUAUUGCAGUGUACACGUAUGUUGUUUAAAUAUUGCAUCGUUUGUUUUUAACAUCACUUUACAAAACUAGAUAGUUUUGGACCAAGUAAAUUUAAAGUUAUACCAGAGAAUUAUUAUUGGUUUUUUAAGUGUAACAUCUUAGCUCACGGUAUACGGCAUUUAGUAGGAGUAAUUUGUAGAAUGGAACGGAGGUCGCUUGAAACGUAAAUAUAUAACCACGGUGCUGCCAUCUGUAGUGGAUGGUGCAAAACAAAGUUGACAGAGCGAUAGGAAAACGUUAUCGUAUUACCUGUUUAAUGACUUUUAACAAGAUGGGCAGUAUUUUAAUAAAAUCUCUGUAGCGAGCCGUGUCUUAUUUUGCCACGUUUAGCUGCGUAUAUAUGUUUCAUAUAAUUCAAUUUGUUGGCUUCCACUUGCAAAUAUGAAUAUAACAACCACUGUUGGGUCAAUUUUCCAGCGCCAAUGAAAGGUUUAAAUUAUUCGCGAAUAGAUGUUAAGGCACAUUUGAAUUGUAGCAUGCUAAUGUUUUUGCGAACUCUAUACAAUUGAGCACCUUCAUUGCACUGGCAAUAUGGUUGUCAUCCUAGUGUAUAAAGAAUUUAAACCAGAGCUAGGAAGAUUAUUAUUAUUAGACAAUGUUAUUUUUCAAUAUGUGCUUCAUUAAAAACAAUAAUAAUUUUCAGCAUUUAAUUUAUAUGUUGGUAAUGCGUUUAGUAUACACAGUACCAAAAUAAAUGUUUUUUAAAGUAAAUAUUUCUUGUAUAUUCAAUUAAAGCGUUUGUUAUAUUCAUCAUUUCUCCACGGGCGCCUUAGGCUUCUUACAAUUAACUAGUAUAAUUGUAGAAGGACUUGUUGCCACGGCGAUUUCAGCAUCAUAUUUGCACUCGAACGUCUUUGUUGCCGACUUGGUGCUCAAAUAUUCAAUUAUUCUCUGAUUUUGGGAUUGAAACAGAGUGUGAUGCUGCGCCACUGAUCAAAGCAAUAGAGUUAACCUAUAAGAAAAAGAAAACCAUUCCUAAAGAUACGUUAAAAUAAAUGUGAAACGGAGGACAUCAUUGUCUAAACUCACUUUAACUUAACUACAAUAUUUGUGACGAGUAAACGUUAGCGUGCGAGAGAUAAACGUAUGUUUAUCAAAAUAAAAACUUAAAAUUCAUUGAACAGUGUUUUAUAUUCAUAAUCAAAAUUCAAACUAGAUCAUCUAUUUUAAAAAUAAGAUUCUAAACAAUAAAAGCGUACAAACUUUAAGGCAUGAAAAUAAUGUUAAUGUUUAAAUCUCUGUAUUAAUUCUUAUAAUUAUGCAAGUUACUAAAAUUGGUAUAAAAUAUUCCCAUAGAGUGUAGCAACGUGCAUUUAAAAAAAAUGUUUGGUUUAAUUUCUAAACCUAUACACAAAAAAAAAUUCUAACAGCGUGCGUUUUCUUGAAAGGUUGGUACUGCUAUUGGCAAGAAAGUCACUGACAUUCUAACAGGAUGUACGUCAAUGCCGUGUUGAACGUUCCGUCAAAUCAGUGAUGUGAUGAGAACAUUUAGGUAAUUACAGCAUGCGAACUAUCAUUAGAAUGUUGAUAGAAAAGCAGCGGAAUUAACAGCAACACAUAAAUACGUAAUUUCUAGAAGGCGAAAAAUUUUCCCCUCCGUCCUUAACGCCAAAACGCGCCAGCUCACCUGCCGGCUGUUUACAUAAAAGCUCGUGAACCUUGAGAGGGGGGACAAUUACAUUGCCAUCGUCUGAGGGACGAGGUCACACGGCUGCCAAAUAUUUCCAAGGUAAAUUACCGUUCAAACGACCACGAUUUUCACGUAAUACACACAAACAAACACACACACACUUACUCACUCCUGCCUCGGGCGUUAUAAAUAACAUACGAUGGUUAAUAUCGGUCGUACGGGAGGGAUAAUGGAAGGCAAAAAAAAAAUUAAAACAAACUUAACCCACAUAAUAAAAAUUAACUGGAGAUGUAAAAAAGGCGUAUCUAUGUACGCUCGUUCGAAGUUGUACUUCUUUGUGAUUUAAGAUAUUGACUUAUUAAAAAAUUUAUUGUAACAAUAAUUAAUUAAAUAAAUGCUCAGUAUCCAAUGCCAAUAUAAACAUGUGUAAAAAUUAUUUAUUUAACUGGAUAAAAUAAAGGAGAUGAAUUUUAAUUUAUAAUUAAAAUAAAUAAAUUUGAAGAAUGUUUAUCAUUAUUUAUUAAUUUUGUGUAUAAAUACUCGUAUAUGUUUCGAUGCCACAUUACAUAUUUAACAGUCAGCAGCUGAGAGGCCACUGACAAGAGUUUUUCUGUGUCCCGAGGCUGCUUCGGCAUGUGGGCGGGAGGCCGUACCACCUGCAGGUGAUGUCAUUAACUGAUGGGAGUAGGAAAAGAACCAACGUUUUCACGACAACAGACUGAAAAAUGUUUAACCAACAGGCAGCAGACGAAAAAUCGUUUGACUGACAGACAGUAGAUCGAAAGUAGGGUUGCCGAAAGUCUUCAACAGAAAAGUUAUUUGACUGAGUGUCAUUUGAUCGAAAACCCUAAAAUUAUUUCCAUUAGUUAAAUGUUCUAACUCUUGCAAUAUGGAAUUUACCGGUACACUGAAACGCCGAAAGUCGUUUUUUUCUGAAAAUGGUUUAACCGAAACGUCAUUUGACUGACAUUAGUUUGACCGGAAGUCUUUCUCCAUCAUUUCGAAGAAAUGACUUUCAAUCUACUAACUUCUAUCCGAUCCUAACCUAUUUAUAUCAUUAUAAAUGCUUUAGAAGAUUAAAUUGGUACGCAAAGUAAUACAUUCAAAUACAUUUAGAUGUACAAAGACGAUAAGUGGUUUGUUUUUACAUCCGAAUAUAACCAACUGUGGCAAGGUGAACCAUUGAUAGUUCCGUAUUGUCUUCCGCAGCGUAAAAGAAACACAAUACACAGUAAUAAAGGUUUCCCGGCCAGAAUUUGAACCCAGGACCCUUGGCUCAUCACUAGAAACCAGAAUAAUUAGUGGAAUUAUUCCACAAGUUUCUAAAAUACAAAUAAUUAUACCUUUGGGCUGCUUCUGCUAUAGACUCUGUUAAUCUGCAGGACUGUGGGCUAACUAGUGUGCCUCAGUCAAAUAAGUAUUUACUAACGAGCUACCCAGUUGAGACGUCUCACAGGCCACCAGCCAAUGCGCAGGGGACAUUUGUCUAAGUGUGCAGAGAAUAGUGGAGUUUAUCCUGGAGGUCACUGAACCCGCGAAUUUUUUUCCAGUCCCCACUCAUCAACCCAAAAUUAAGUUGGGUCUAACACGCCAUGACGAUUUUUUUAAAAUUUUUCUCAUCAUUACUAUUAGCUAAAUGCUAUUUCUGUAAAUUUAACACUAUAUCUCUUUUGCAUUUGUUUUUCUGUUACAAAUAAUAUCAACAUUUAUUUACUAAAUGUUAUUUAUAUAAUAGUUGUAAAAUGUCGCGCAAGUUUUUGUAUUUGUUAUUACUUGCGCGACAUUUUACAGAAAUUAUAUCGCACUUGGUAAUAUCUCUUAAAAUAUAUAUAGUAGUGAACUGAAAAUGAAAAAAAAAGUGGCUUGUGAGACCCCACCUUAAGCUACUCAGUAGACAGAUCGAACUAAUCUACGAUAUCGUAUAUUAAUUCAUUUAUUUUACAAUGUAAACAAAACACUUUCAUCAGAUAGAGCCAACGCCAUUAUUCUCUAAGUGGACUCUGCUAAUGACUCUCCCAAAUCAUUUAAUUAUUGUUAUGGACCUGAAAAAUUCGCGUUUUCGUUGACCUUCAGGAUAGUCUACAUAGUCCUCUGUCUAAUCGGACAGAUAGCGCCAGUUCAUUGGCUUCUGACUUGCGAGUCGCCUCAAAUGGUUUGCAUGUGAUUCCAUACUUCUUUGGUUGAGGGUUUCUCAUUGACCCAGAGGCAAAAACAGAUUAAAGGUAUCUGCAUUCGAAUUUUACACUACCGCGUAAUCCAUUCACAAUUUCUUUUAGGUCGAUAUUUAUUGUCAUUAGAAUCGCAGCUCUCAAUGGAAAGUCGGAUACGGUCCCUCGAGGCUAGCAAGUAGAAACCAGUAAUAUUAAAGUUAUUAUUUAUCAUCAGGCUAGAAUUGGAACAGUUAAACAUUUUAAUAACAUCUGCCAUUGGUUCACGGGUUAUUUGACACUCCCUGAAGGAUUAAGUAUAAUCAGAGACUGGAAAAAUUUGCGUUUUCCAAGACAUCCAGGAUACACUCCAAUGUCAUUUGUACACGAGGGCAAAUGUCACCUUGACGCCAGCCGAUAGUGCGCCUCUUAGUCGCACAGGCCGCAAUGCCUCUCCGACGCCUCUCAAAGCCGUGUGCCACGAACACGUCCGCGCGUGCAACAUGGUGCAACGAGUGUGAGUGCACCGAACGAACCGCAGCUAGAACCACUACCGGCCACAUCGGCGGAAGCACUCCGCCGGGUGUGGCAAUGUGCUUCCGCCAGACUAUAGCAUUCAAGGGCACAUGUUUUCUCCCACAGACAUAAGCUAUAUAAUGUAUAAUUUGUCAAACGUUUUUACUUAUUAAUGCAAUUGUUCAACGUGCGAAUAUGUCCUAAACUUGGCCGCGUCUGUUCCCCGCGCGCUGCGCUGUUAGCGCGCAAUCAGUAGGCCCGCUGUAGCGCCGCGCUACACGAAGUUCUGAGUAUCCACCGGGAGCUCGGAGAGGCUGGUCGUCUCCGCGCAACGUUGAGAGGUCAACUUCGCGCCAAUUCCGCAGCCUCAUCUAGAGCUGUCGCUGUGAAUCUCCCGUCUCCUGUAUUUCCUUGUGGUCGUGUGCCAUGUUCGGGGUCUUGUGCCUCCUUGUUUUUGCCUACUCCUUCGCUCUUGGAAGAGUUACGGUAAAUCAUUUGAAUUCUGGUAUUCUCUUCGAAAAACAAGAUUCGCUCAUCUUUUCGGACAAUGUUUAUUCCAUUGUGCUUGACUUCAAUUUAGUUCAACUUGAAAAUGAAAGUAAACAAUUGGAUGUUUUCCUGAACAAAGUUAUUUCACUGAAUAGUGGUCAUCACGAUGACGAAGCUUGGAAUCAGAAUUUUGCGUUUGUGGUCAAACAACUACAAGAAAACUUUAUUGCAUACAAAACUGAGACUAUAGCUUUAACUUCACUUCUGCCCCAUCACCGUAGAAGGCAAAAACGUGGUUGGUUUAAUUUCGGUGGUUCUAUAUUGAAGACAGUUUUCGGUACCCUAGAUAGUCAUGAUUUGAUUGUCUUGGAGAAAAGACUGAAAGUGGUUAACGAGAAUAAAGAUGACAUUUCUAGCAGUAUGUUACAUCAUAUGAUUGUGGUCAAGAAUUUAGAAGACAGAGUUAUAAACAACACUAUUCUCAUUAAAAAUUUGGCGUUACAUUAUCUAAAUAGCCAUAAUGAAUUUUACAAAGCUUUGAACAGCUCCAUCUAUGAAGUCUGGGACAAAAUCACAUUAAUAAGUUGGAGAAUUGAUCUAAAUACCCUUUUUUUUAGGGUUAGUGAGACAUUAUCUAGUGCUCGGCUGGAAAUUUCCGAUCUAAGACAAGCUAUUGAAAACAGUGUUCAUGGACAACUAAGUUCCACUCUUCUAACACCCACUGUGUUUAUUGAUCUUUUGUUUAACAUUCAACAGUAUAUUGCCCUACCCUUGCAUAUGUUGGCUACAAUUUCGCAUGAUAAUCUCUACAUGUUUUAUGGUUUGAGUAAAGUCCAAGCCAUCGUCUAUAAUGGUUCAUUAAAUGUCAUUGUUAACGUGCCUCUAGCAAACAAGGAUAUCAGUUUUGAGGCUUAUAACAUUUUCGCCUUCCCAUUUUUCUCUUCUGAGUUCAAACAUUAUCUCUUACUCAACGUGCACGAUACUUUGUUGGUUAGUCCAGACAGAAAAAUAUUUCCUCCUGUGUUUUCUUCUUCUCUCUUGGGUUGUAAAAAAUACGGUGUAACCUUAUGUUCCCCGACCUUUCCGUUUUUUGAUGCUCAUGUCAGUAAUUGUGAGUUUAACCUUUUUCAGGGUAAACCCACUUAUGAAAUUUGUGAUAAAAGCUUUGUUUCACUGGAUUUACCUUUCCUUAUAAAAACCAAUACACUCUGGUUAUUCACUAGUAAUCAUUCAUUGGAUGUUACCUUACUGUGUCGACCAACUGCGGAGUCAUUUCCACCUUUAACUAUUUCUUUAAUGGGUAGUGGAUAUAUAAGUAAUGUUUCCCAUUGUGACAUUGUAAGCCCAUUUUUCAAAACUUUCGGGUCAGUCAUUUCUACUUUUCAUUUCAAUCUAACUUUACCUUCUAUUCACAUCCCAAAAUUUAAUUUUAACCUCAGCAAGCCGUCCUUUGCAUCACUCCCUAAUUUAACCAUCAAUGCUUCUCUUAUUAAGAAUAUUAAUGGUAUGUUAAAGUCCCGUCCUAACGGUGCUCCUUUUCAUGAUGUAGUUAAUCUCUUUCGUCCGAAGCAACAACACGUUGAGUCCUACUCUCACUUUAACCUUGCUGCCAUAUCCAUAUCCACCCUGGUCUUAAUUUGUAUCCUCAUUUUGAGCAUUAUCCUUUUCUUGAAGUUGCGCUCCAUCUCAACCACCCCCCCAAAUCCUUCACCUCCUAUCCCUUCCGGGACAAUGUUGUUUCCCUUAGCCUCGUCUUCUAAUGUGGAAUAGUAAUUUUUUUAUAUAUAAAGCUAAGUGUUUAUGUGGGUAUUGUUGUAAUUGGGAUGUUAUUUUAGAUUUGGAACUUAUUAACUGUUGCCACUCACCGGCUGUUGCCCUUUGAGGGGAGGAGUGUGUGCCAUUGCACAUUUGUAGUAAUGCGCAUGCACACUUUAUCUAUUUUAUAGUUAUUGUUUUUAUUUUAUUUUGUAUAGCAAACUAGGAGCCAUAAUUUUUUUUAAUUCUUGAAUUUGUAAAUCAUUUUGUAACCAACA
This is a messenger RNA of Bacillus rossius redtenbacheri, 15623 nucleotides long. Its product is annotated as very long chain fatty acid elongase AAEL008004-like. Gene Ontology annotation, biological process: fatty acid elongation, polyunsaturated fatty acid; sphingolipid biosynthetic process; fatty acid elongation, monounsaturated fatty acid. The coding region runs from base 13528 to 15360 and encodes 610 amino acids. Gene Ontology annotation, cellular component: endoplasmic reticulum membrane. The record is from RefSeq and is a predicted model, not a curated record. NCBI's taxonomy places the organism in Eukaryota, Metazoa, Arthropoda, Insecta, Phasmatodea, Bacillidae. The transcript is spliced from 3 exons. Gene Ontology annotation, molecular function: fatty acid elongase activity.